AAUCAUCUAAAUUGAGAGACUUGCUUAUAAAUAUAUAGAAAGAAUGAAUCAAGGUAGAAGAAGUAGCUACACCAGCUUAAUAUUCAUAUCAGUGCUCCUCCUCUGAUACUUCGGACAAGGAUUCGGAGACGAUCGCGUGCCUAGAUGAGGAUUCCGUGGUGGUUGUGUUAGAGACGGAAGUCAGCAAGGCCAGCCUUGCCCUGAUCCCUCGAACACUGAGGUUCCUCAUAGAGAGAUUUCAAGUCCAAAAAUGCUAACUACUUCUGCACAAUAUAUAAAACAGAUCUGUCCUUAUCUAGUAGGACAGGAGACUUGCUGUGAUGACGAUCAGGUAUUGUUAAUGUACAACAAUUUCAAGACUAUUGACUCCUUGUUUGGAGACUGUUCCCUCUGCUCGACGAACAUCAAAAGAUUCUGGUGAGAGUACACAUGUAGUGUGUAUCAGGACUAUUUUGUUGACUCUUUCGAGCAGGAAAGAGUUGAAGAAGUAGACUUCCCCGUUCUUAUCCAGAAAGUUCGGGUAGAGAGCAGCGUUGUCUGAGACCUAUACAAUUCCUGUAAGAAGAAUCCCUUCGUUACAUCACUGGCUAGUGGGCAAUCAGCAGUCGGAUUCUUAGAAUUCAUGGGCUCAAAUGCUGUUCAGACUGGAAAAGUUAAAAUUAGUUUUGAUUUUACUAAUGAUCCUGAAGACACCUUGUUUAUGGACAUGUAUCCAUGAGAUCUUGAUGUGGACGGAAUCCUAGAUGGGUAUAAGGUCAAACAGUGCACUUGUAACUACUGAGAAGCAGCCUGUACACCUGUGAAGGGAAGUGCUUUUCCCGGAUUUUUCGAUGGCUUUAGCAUAAUAAUCAUCGUAAUAGUCUAUGUUUCGCUUGUUAUAUUAUCAAUCAUAAUCUUUUUUGUUAAGAAAAAGUGGUUGUCCAGCGAUGAUGAAGAGGAAACCUUCAGUGAGGACGGUAAUGACUCUCAAAGAGACAACCUACUUAACGGUAGCAAAGACUCUAAUACUUUCUUGUUUGGGUCGGAUCAGAAUAAUACUAUAUCCCAUGGAGCCUCAAUUGGGAAAAUCAAUAAAUCCUCUAUUGACAAAAGUGUUGAUAGGAGCGUAAAUGUUGGCAAUUAGUACGUCAAUUUAAUGUAAAAUCAAGAUAAUUUCAAUUA
Messenger RNA from Moneuplotes crassus, 1161 nucleotides. Lineage: Eukaryota; Ciliophora; Spirotrichea; Euplotida; Euplotidae. The record is from the annotation of a GenBank genome assembly.